Messenger RNA from Pyricularia oryzae 70-15, 1701 nucleotides. RefSeq lists its product as uncharacterized. The record is from RefSeq and is a predicted model, not a curated record. Bases 1 to 1701 code for a protein of 566 amino acids. Lineage: Eukaryota; Fungi; Ascomycota; Sordariomycetes; Magnaporthales; Pyriculariaceae. The transcript has 2 exons.
AUGUUUAAAUUCACUCAAAAGACGGCAUCGCCGUGUAAGGACGAGUCUACGGCUCUGCCAGUUGCUGGCAGCCCGAGAGAGCUAUACGCGAUUCUCAGCGGAGUGAUCCCGGGAACACCACCAAGCCGGGCGUGCCGACCAGAGACCGCCGAGUUUGCGCGCUUCACCAUACAGCAGGCACGGCCGCUCUGGAACAGGGCCGUCGCUCGUAUGGAGGCGACCCUCCCACUCGAGGGGGUUGCCAUCCUGGCAGAGACGGACCCCAUCCGACACAUGCGCCUGGUUCAGACCUUGGCCAUUCUCUUUUAUGAGAGGGAAUGUGUCGGGAAAAGCCUGGCCAGGAGUGGAUUGUCGGUCUGGCGGAUCAUGAUGACCAAAUCCUCCAGGCAGCGUCCUACGGAGCGUGCUUCCGAGAUCCUAGGGUGGCCAGCUAUACAAUCGGCGAAUUCCCUCGCAAGUCGGCUCAAGCCGACUGGUCUCAGGGAUAUCCUUGAGUAUCUUCUUUGCGUCGAUUACAGUAUCAGGCGGCCGAACAGUCUGCAUCGUCUUGGCGAAAAUGGCUCGAGGAGCUUUGCUUAUGUCGCGGCGCUUCUUUUUGAGGUUAUCGAGCUUUGCGAACAGACAAAGCCCUCGGUCGCCCAUUUGAUGGGUAUCCAAGCCGCCUGCGAUACCAUCCACAUUUGGGCACAAGCGGCUCGACUCAACGCAACAGACUUGACGAUUAUUCUGUUCCAUUUUCACCUCUGUUCCAACCUGGUCCCGCCAAAUUACAAGCGUGACGAGGAGCCAAUCGUCUCGGACGACCAUUCUCUGGCCCAGGGCUUGGUGGUUUUCAUUUCCGAUCAUGGCAAAUCCUCCCGCCAUGGGCUGACAACAUAUUCAGGCUGUCUAGGACGAUUGGUCGACGCACUCAAGUACGGUUCGGGCCACGGAUUUGUGCCCGGCGCACGUGAACGACUUCUUCGCAAGAUUUCCGUUGACUUAAAUGACAUGAUUCCGUCCAUGGUCUUCGAUGGCCAGCGACAGGAUGUCAUGGUACGAAUUGCGACAGAGCUUGCCAGGACGCACAACAUAGCGCCUCUCGCUUUAGACCAGGCUUACCCACUGGCGGUUCCAGAACCAGAUGCGGCUCCCAGUGUUCUGGAAAACUUUGGUGAUGGAAUCGCUGGGAUCGCGCUGAGAUAUCUGUCUGGUAAUUCAAAGCAGAAGAAGCCCGGUGAGGACGUCCAGAAGACUUCGUCAGUAGCCGACGAGACAAGUGGCCAGCAGGGUCGCCAGGAUGUGACUACCGUUCAAGCUGCCUACCGUGCUUGCACCGCUGCCUUUGAAAGGGUUGGACGGUGGAUAUCUGAUGAACGUAGCAAGCAAAGGCGAAAGCAACAAGAGGAGUUCACAGAUAAAUUGGACAAAGAGAAUUGUCAGCUCCGAAACCGAGAAUCAUGUGCAAGAGACAAGGGGGAGGGGGAGGAACCAAUGAAAUGGCAACUGAUUCACAAGGAGGUUGAAAUUGAGGACUCUAUUGAGAAGGAUUCAGAAAAGCUCAUGGUCAAGGAUCCGGACCAAGGGCGGGCAACCGCAUCCGCCAUCGAAGCCAGAUGCGCAAAGAAUAAACAUACUGAUGGUGAUGGAGGUAAUGACAACAACGAAGACGAAGAGGACGAAGACAGGGAAAAAAGCGAAAGUGAGGAUUUCCACUUGUAA